CCCAGCGGCUCCCCACGACGCGCACGGACUGAGAUCCCGUAGUCGUUCCGCUAUUGCACUCCGACACGGAGCUCCGCAUCUGCCUGACCUCCGCGAUGAGGGACCUUCACUUCAAGGAUAACUUUUGGAGCGGCGAUCUCAACAGCACGGCGGGCUACGACGCCGUUAUCCAACAUCUCAACGACGGUAAGAAGACAUGCAAAGAGAUCGAGGAUUUUAUCAAAGCCAGAGCUGCGAUUGAGGAGAAGUAUGCCAAGGAGCUGCUGGGACUGUCCAAGAAGGUUUGCGGCCAGAAUGAGAUGAACACACUGAAACGAUCACUUGAUGUCUUCAAACUACAGACUGAACAGGUGAGUCUGUCUCACCUGCAACUGGCCCAAACUAUGAGGGAUGAAGCCAAGAAGUUGGAGGAAUUUAGAGAGAAACAGAAAGAAGCAAGAAAGAAGGUGGAACAGCAGAUGGACACAUUGCAGAAGCAGAAGGCAACGCAGUACAAGAAGACCAUGGAGUCCAAGAGGACCUACGAGCAGAAGUGUCGUGACAAAGAAGAGGCAGAACAAACCUUGAAUCGCAGUGCCACCACCAGCAACACCAAACAGCAGGAGAAGCUGUAUGCCAAAUCACAGCAAGCCAAGCAGUCAGCAGAGGAAGCAGACAGGAUGUACAACCAGAGCGUGUGUGUGCUCGCAAAGAUUCGUCAGGACUGGCUGAAAGAGCACAUCCACACGUGCCAGUUUCUGGAGAAGCAGGAAGUGGAGAGAAUCAGUACUUUGAGGAACAUCGUCUGGACACACCUUAACCACCUCUCCCAGCAGUGCGUCACCAGCGACGAGCUGUAUGAGGAAGUCCGAAGAUCUCUGGAGCAGUGUGACAUUCAGGAGGACAUUGAGCACUUCAUCAACCUAAGGAGGACAGGAGACAAACCUCCAGCUCCCAUACUAUACGAGAACUUCUACACCAAUCAGAGGACAGCACCAACUCGACAGCCACCAUCCUUCAGCAGGAGAGGACCAUUGCCUCUGCCAACUAACAUAGAAGAUGACUUGGAAUAUACAAGUGUAGCUGACGCUGGAUACAGUGUAAUUCGAUAGUGACUCACAGGCAACAAGAGAACCUAGGAGCUGAUGCUGUAUUUUUUCUCUCAGUUUGGCACCGGUACAAGUCUCACCGAACACGGCUCGUCACGGUGUUUUGGGUCAGGUUUUCUAUACACGGACCUGCCUCAGCAGGGCUGCGGGCCCUGGACCGUGUAAUCUAGCCGGUACCACACUGAUGGAAGCUGCCUCACACCAACCACGAUGUAGUCACACGGUUCAAAGAAACAACACACAGCAACAUUCACUACACCGAUAAUGCAACUGUAUCCAUCGGACCGCUUACUUUCUCUUCUUUUAUUUUGCUGUUUGUAUAUGACAAUCAGACCGACAAAUGUAAUUAAAAACAAACAUAACUUAUUUAUAGUGUUAAAGCCCAAAUGAGGACUUGUGUCUCGACUUGUUUACAAAGAGCUGCUGUGUAAAACACAGUGCAGGCGUUUCCUCAGUAGAAUGGUACAUUCCAAACAUGGCCACUACUGCCUUACACAACUUGCUUCAAUAAAUCAAUAUUUUCUCUGUAA
Molecule: messenger RNA, 1618 nt
Organism: Electrophorus electricus (electric eel)
Lineage: Eukaryota; Metazoa; Chordata; Actinopteri; Gymnotiformes; Gymnotidae
Gene: pstpip2
Product: proline-serine-threonine phosphatase interacting protein 2
Biological process (GO): actin filament polymerization
Cellular component (GO): cytoplasm; plasma membrane; actin filament
Molecular function (GO): actin filament binding
Source: RefSeq, a predicted model, not a curated record